UCUGAACUUAAUGCUAGUGUCCCGAUCAGUGAGAACAACCUAUUAAAGCUGCAUGAGUCCGUAUCAGACUUAGCGCGUAGCCAAAGUACGAAGCUACAGUUAUACGACGCGACACACCGACAGACAUCGAUCCAAGGCAGCGAACCCUGUGAACCCCUCGGCCGCCAAUCAAUGCCAACGUUUCCCAGCCAAAGAGACGCUUAGGACUCGUCAGCGAGGAACUUCGGAAAGCAAUCCCUAGCCAGGUAAAGGACUCGCUUGCGAGGUGCCACCCACACACAAGGUGUUUGCACAAGCCGCGUUUCCAAUUUCUUUUCCAAGCGAACGAACAGGGACGCAGCGCCAUGACAACACCCGGCGGCCUACAGUUCGACUUGCCUCGGGCCGUGGGCUUGGCGGGGGCUGCGUUCGGGGCGUACCGUGAUCCCAAGCCGGUGAAUCGCUUCGAGGAUUUUGACGUGAAGGACACGACGGUUAUCGUAAUGGAGAAGGAGUUUCUAAGCCAAGCGUAUUGGGGUAUUCUGGAGGUGUACCUGGUCAGGGCGGACGACCUGCCCGCUGGAGUACCCGGGGAGCUCCUGGAAGCCCCCAGUCCUUACGCGGUGGUCUCCAUGGUCAGCCCGGCAACUCUGCAGGCGCGCUCCCGGCCCCUGAAAUUCAAUAGCAGCACCGUCAGCCGCAGCCCAGUGUGGGAUCCGAACAGGCCUGCCAUGCUUUUCCCCGUUCGAGAUCCGACGAAUGACGAGCUCCGUAUCGAGCUGUACGACGAGGCGCCCAGCACCCACCGUCCGCUGCGUAACGAGUAUCCCCUGGGCAACGCCACACUGCGGCUGAAUGAGCUGCUACAGCAGGGCGAAGACCUGCGCGAGACAAGGCUGCUGCUGCACAUGAGUUUAACUGGAGGCCACAUUGGGGAUAGCUCCAUCACCAUCAGGUGCCGUAUGCGCCCAAUGACGACCGCGGACCCGCACCACCUUGAAGCUCUCACGACCUGCAAGACCUUGGAGAUGUCGUGGGAUGCGCCGAUGGAGAUUGGCCUCAAUGUUGUCGAGUGGCUCCGUCGGUCAGCUUACGAUAAGGUUACCUGGGAGUACCUUAAGGACGUCAUGGAGGCGGCUGGAGGAAGGGUGGGAGAUCUCUACCCACUGGCAUUUAUUAACAACUGCCGUACAAAUACGGAGGCUUGGGUGUUCCGGAACAUUGAUGAUCGGCGGGUGGUGGUGGCGUUCCGCGGCACGAGUGUGACUGCAGACUGGCUGAUCGACCUGUGGACAGUUCCUGUUCCGGACACCGCCAUCCGCCCCAAGGAGCCGGGCCCCGCUGGGGUCGAUCCGUCCAUGAUUCGCAUGCACCGCGGCUUCUUGGAGGGCUACAAGAGCGUACGUGCGGCGGUCCUCCAGUUGGUGGACGAUGUACUGCGCACUGACGGCCGCGGGGGUCCAUGGAAGGUGGAGGUGACGGGCCACUCUCUGGGCGGCGCGCUGGCAACGGUCGCGGCGUACGACAUCGCGUGGAACAAGCGUGACCGCGAUCGCCGCCGUCAGGCAGGGCCCACUAUUGGCAGCGUAGCCAUGGUGACGUUCGGUGCGCCCCGUGUGGGGAACUUCGUGUUCGCCAAGGACUUCAAUGCGGUCCUGCCGGACGCGUGGCGGGUUCACAACCAUAACGACAUUGUCUCCAGUGUGCCCUUCACGUUCGGCUUCUGGAACUUCACUCACGUCGGCAAGGACGUCCGGAUGGCUUGGAACAACGAGCCAACGGCCUCCAACCAUGAGGUGGAGAAGUGGAUGUUAACCAAGGUGCUCAGUCGCACCCCGGUGAGCUCACAUCUGGAGUUUCGUUACCAGGACACCAUGCUCAAGAUGGUGCGCAAAUGGAUCCGGGACCGAGUGCCGCAGCCGCAGCAGGCAGAGCUAUGGCGAGGUCCCCGUGCACGUGAGAGUCAUGGAACGGGGACCCCAAAACGAACGGCGCAAGGCCUCACACGGGGAACGUAA
Molecule: messenger RNA, 1997 nt
Organism: Volvox carteri f. nagariensis
Lineage: Eukaryota; Viridiplantae; Chlorophyta; Chlorophyceae; Chlamydomonadales; Volvocaceae
Exons: 15
Coding region: 345-1997 (550 amino acids)
Biological process (GO): lipid metabolic process
Source: RefSeq, a predicted model, not a curated record